AUGGGGAGAACACCAUGCUGCGACAAGAAAUUAGGGUUGAAGAGAGGCCCAUGGACACCCGAAGAAGAUGAGAUUCUCAUUGAAUACAUCAAGAAGAACGGCCAUGGAAGCUGGCGUUCUCUCCCUAAGUUUGCAGGUCUUCUUCGUUGUGGAAAGAGUUGUAGGCUUCGUUGGACAAACUAUCUUAGGCCAGACAUCAAACGCGGUCCUUUUAGUCUAGAAGAAGAGAACCUUGUCAUACAGUUGCAUGGAAUUCUUGGCAACAGGUGGGCUGCCAUUGCCUCUCAACUACCAGGAAGGACAGACAAUGAGAUCAAGAACUUAUGGAAUACCCACUUGAAGAAGCGCCUGCUAUGCAUGGGUAUUGAUCCGCAAACACAUGAACUCUCCCCUAACUCCAAUGGACCCCUGAAGAGGCUGCCUGCAUCCCUGUCCACCCGUCACAUGGCGCAAUGGGAGAGUGCUAGGCUAGAAGCUGAGGCUCGUCUUUCAAGGGAGUCAUCGUUCUUAGUUCCACCCUCUAAUGGAAGAACUGAUUCUGACUAUUUUCUUCGCAUGUGGAACUCUGAGGUUGGAGAAUCGUUUCGGACUUUCAAUAAGGAGGACAAAACUGCUUGCCAAAGUCCUGUUUCUCAAGUAUCUUCAUCAACAAAAUAUGGGUCAGUUUCAGGUACAACAGAUAUGGGACUCACAGCAGCAGGUUCCUCUGCUAUUGGGAGCAGCAGCCAAAAUGAAGAUACAGAAUGCAAGGUAGGAAGAUUGUAUCCUGAAGAUGUCAUGGCAGGGUCGGCUUCAUCAAGUUCUGAUGAGUUGGAAGAUUCAUCUGAAUCUGCAUUACAACUGCUUUUGGAUUUCCCUGGUAACAAUGACAUGAGCUUCCUAGACGGACAUACUGUCAACUGUCCCGUGUAUCUGCCAUUUCAAUUGAAAGCUCCUUAAAUUUGCUCCAUGUGAACAAUAUAACAACCUCAAUUUUAGAAGAGUAGCAAAUGUUUUUAAAGCCUUAGUUGCUUAAAUAUCGAGCUGGUCGUUUUUUUGGUACUUCCAGCUGUGUGAGGUGUGACCUUGAUAUGUCAGGAGCUCAAUUUACGGCUACUUUGUUAUG
Messenger RNA from Ilex paraguariensis (yerba mate), 1105 nucleotides. The record is from the annotation of a GenBank genome assembly. NCBI's taxonomy places the organism in Eukaryota, Viridiplantae, Streptophyta, Magnoliopsida, Aquifoliales, Aquifoliaceae.